GAAGAAGAGCACGUGUUUCCGGUUUUCCUCGGAGAGAAGUGUUUGUGAGGUAACAGAGAAUUAAAAUGGUGCGUAAAUUAAAAUAUCACGAGCAGAAGCUGUUGAAGAAGGUAGACUUCAUCAACUGGGAGGUGGACAACAACCUGCACGAGGUGAAGGUGUUACGGAAGUAUCACAUCGAGAAGCGCGAGGACUAUACAAAGUACAACAAGCUGAGUCGGAACAUCAGGGAUCUGGCGCAGAAGAUCAGAGACCUGGAUGAGAAGGAUGGCUUCAGAGCUCAGAGCACACACCGCUUCCUGGAAAAGCUGUACAGCAUCGGCCUGAUCCCCACCAGACAGAACCUGUCGCUGACAGAGAAGGUCACGGCCUCGUCCUUCUGCAGGAGGCGACUGCCCAGCAUCAUGCUGAACCUCCGCAUGGCUCAGAACCUGAAGACGGCCAUUACGUUCAUCCAACAAGGACAUGUUCGUGUCGGCCCGGACAUCGUCACAGAUCCAGCUUUUCUCGUCACAAGAAAUAUGGAAGAUUUUGUCACCUGGGUGGACUCGUCGAAGAUCAAGCAGCACGUCCUGAAUUAUAAUGACGAGAGAGACGACUUUGAUCUGAUAGCGUGAGUGGGAAUGAACUGUGCUGCGAAGACAACAGAAGAGGAGGAAUGCUUUAAAUUCCAACAGCACAGACUUACGGACUUCUGGGAAAACGUUCACUGUAGAGUCCUUCUGGAUACGAAGGAUGAAUGCUGCCACAUUCAGCAUGAAGCGGUCUUUCAAUGUAAAACUCCUGAGUCCUGGCUUUAACAUUAGGACCAGUGAAUGGGCCCUGAUUUCCUUUAAUUUGGGUGAUCGGCCGAUACUUACAGAGCACCUGAAUAAUAAAAAAAAAUUAUUAUAUCGGCCAAAAUCUGAAUCGGCAGAUCAGGUUGACCUUAUGGACCCAUUGACACACAUGUAAGUGUCUUUCCUUGUGUUAGUUAAGGGGUGAAAGAUCUGUGAUCAGCCAGAAAUCCUCAAUCGGUGAAGCCCUGUUUAAAAUACCUCAGGAUAAUAAUUUAAUUCCAGAACUUUUUUUUUGGAAAUAUUAAAAAAAAAUUCUGAUCCUUUUAGCUCAUUUCUUUGCUUCGAAUCACACUAUUCUAACCCGUUUCUCACCUCAUGGUAAAAAUCCAGGUCCUUUAUUUUGGUUGUGUUUUUAUUGCUUGUUCAUAACAAUUCAAAAAUGCACAAUAAAGGCAUCAGUAAAUAAAUGUAUUUUCUGAAAGAUGCUGAUUCAAUAGUAAACUUUCUGACAGGAACCUUGUGAACGUGACCAACCAGGAACUGAACCGGGUCUGAUUUUCACAGUAAGAAAAAGAAUAAUGUUUAGGUAUUGAAGUCAGUAACAGUGGCUGGUUUCCAAAUGAAAGUUACUGUUCAGGUUUGAUUUGAUGUAGUUUUCAAGUUGUUUAAUUAAAUCUAAUUAAAUUUU
This is a messenger RNA of Xiphophorus maculatus (southern platyfish), 1467 nucleotides long. RefSeq names its product IMP3, U3 small nucleolar ribonucleoprotein (gene imp3). Gene Ontology annotation, cellular component: small-subunit processome; small ribosomal subunit; Mpp10 complex. The record is from RefSeq and is a predicted model, not a curated record. Gene Ontology annotation, molecular function: structural constituent of ribosome; rRNA binding; snoRNA binding. NCBI's taxonomy places the organism in Eukaryota, Metazoa, Chordata, Actinopteri, Cyprinodontiformes, Poeciliidae. Gene Ontology annotation, biological process: rRNA processing. The transcript is spliced from 7 exons. Bases 66 to 617 code for a protein of 183 amino acids.